AUGGUGCGCGCCGGCCGCGUGCUGGCCACGGGCCGCAACACCGUCAACGCCACCAAGAACGCCACGCGCCACGCCGAACUCAACUGCGUGGAUGCCAUCUAUCGGCAGUGCGGAGCGGCUGGCGUGCCGGCAGCGGCCGUGUGGGGCGCCACGGACGUGUUCGUGACUGUGGAGCCGUGUGUGAUGUGCGCGGCGGCGCUGGUCCAGCUGGGCGUGCGCUCUGUGAGGUACGGCUGCGCCAACCAGCGGUUCGGCGGCUGCGGCUCCGUGCUGAGCGUGCCCGGCCGGCUGCUACCCACGGACGCCACGUUCGUCCAGGACGCCGAGCGAGUGGACGAGGCGAUCGCCCUGCUCAAGGAGUUCUACAAGGGCGACAACCCGAACGCGCCGCGUGCGGAGUGA
Molecule: messenger RNA, 402 nt
Organism: Pollicipes pollicipes
Lineage: Eukaryota; Metazoa; Arthropoda; Thecostraca; Pollicipedomorpha; Pollicipedidae
Product: tRNA-specific adenosine deaminase 2-like
Exons: 1
Coding region: 1-402 (133 amino acids)
Biological process (GO): tRNA wobble adenosine to inosine editing
Cellular component (GO): cytoplasm; nucleus
Molecular function (GO): tRNA-specific adenosine-34 deaminase activity
Source: RefSeq, a predicted model, not a curated record